GUGUCAGUGGUAUACUGUCAUGUACAGCUAGUGUCUUUAAAUUGACCCACUCCUUCUGUAUCUCCCUAUCUCCUUCUCUGGUCAGAGUGAAUAUAGGAGGAUAGCCAGCUCGCCAAUGUGCUCAUACUGACCUCCCUCUCUCUCUCUUCUUGCCAAAUUAAACAGUGGCCGUUUUCCGAAGUUCUUGUUCCUUAGUGACUUUCAGGCUCUCUCAUUCCCAUUCCCUCAUUCCACUUCUUCUUCUGCUACCUUUGGAAAGGAAAAAAAAUACUUCCAAGAGUAAAGCCGCCUGCUAUAGUUUUGUCUUUCGCUACAUCUAUAAAGUGAAAAUAUUUUAAAACCUGGACUGACAUAAACUGUAAUAUUCUAUUACAAGCUAACUAGGUCAUGGGUCUACUCACCUCGAACAUCUGGUUGUUGUGUGUGUCCCUGUGUUUGGCAGUGGCACUCUCAGGGUCUUCCCCUGUCUUGUAUGGAGAAGUGCAGUUACCUGGUUACCCAAAUCCCUACCCUGCCUCUCUCAAUGAAGUGUGGGACCUGGCUGUACCUCAGGGGUUCGCCCUCCAACUCACCUUCCGAUACCUCGAUAUUGAGCCCUCGCAAGAUUGCUACUAUGACUCUCUCACGGUGAUGUCUGGUAAGAAGGUUCUGGGAAGGUUUUGUGGUCAGAAUUCUGCCGAUGAGAAUCACCCCGGCAACAGUCCCAUCCUCUCGCCUAGCAACCGUCUGCGCCUCCUCUUCCAGUCAGACUCCUCCUCUCCUGGGCCUCAUCAGCAUAUCGGAUUUAAAGCCUUUUACCAGGCCAUAGAUGUGGAUGAGUGUGCGUCACCGGUGCAGGAAGGGGAGGAGCCUCUCUGUCAGCACUAUUGUCACAAUAUCCUGGGAGGAUACCUCUGCUCCUGUCGCCAUGGAUACGAGCUGCAGCCUAACAACAGGACCUGCCAAUUGCAGUGUGGAGGUGGGGUGUUCACCGAGCCCCGGGGGCUGAUCUCCUCUCCGGGGUACCCAAACCUGUCACCCCCUGGCCUGUCCUGCCGCUACACCAUCAGAGUGGAGCCCGGGUUCCACAUCACUCUCCACUUCCUGGGGCUGUUUGACAUUGAGCACCAGCUGUCCCAGUGCCCUCAUCACUGGCUCAAGGUGUCGAUCCCGGGUCAUGCCGAUCUUCUCCUGUGCGGAAGCGAAGCUCCGGCGCCGAUCGUGAGCUCCUCUAACGAGGUGCGGCUGGAAUAUCACACCGACCAGAGAGGAGACAGCCGGGGCUGGAGGCUGGAGUACACCACAGAGCGGGUUCAGUGCCCAUCUCCCAGAAGUAUCUCUCAUGGCAGAGUGACCCCACAAUUCUUAAAGUAUCAGUUCAGAGAUUACAUCCGAGUCAAGUGUGACACCGGCUACAAGCUGAUGAUGGGAGAGAAGGAGAUCGGAGGAUAUUUCUCCAUGUGUAAGAGCGAUGGACAGUGGCACCUCCCCCUGCCUGAGUGUCGCAUAAUAGACUGUGGGACACCUUCCAACCUGCUAAACGGAGGAGUGCAGUUUCUCUCUGGCUCUCUCAAUCAGUACCAGUCUGUCAUCCACUAUCACUGCAACGAGCCUUACUACGUCCUGGAGAGAGGGGCUGUCGUGAACUACACCUGCGCUGCUGACAGGAAAUGGACAGAUUCCAACAGCAACUACAUCAUCCCAACCUGUUUUCCAGUGUGUGGCAAGCCCUCAGCCUCUCCCUCCCUGACUCAGCGCAUUCUGGGGGGGCAAGACGCCGAGGAGGGGGCAUUUCCCUGGCAGGUGUUCCUGAACACCUUCUACGGGAGGGCGGGAGCAGCUCUGAUUGCCGAUCGCUGGAUCCUGACGGCUGCUCACAACGUGCAUUCCAAAAAGCAUUCCUUACAGUCUCUCGAGACAAUCGUAGAAUCCCUGGAGGUAUAUGUAGGAGACAACGAUGUGGAGAAUAUCCUGAAAAACAAGCUUUCUGUGGAGGCAGUGUUUCCUCAUCCUGGCUUUUCUCAGUCCUCGACUUCCUUCGAUAAUGACUUGGCACUCAUCAAGCUGAAGGAGCCUGUCACUGUCAACAGACACAUCAUGCCGCUGUGUCUGCCACCAGAGGGCACCCCUUACAGCCCUGGAAGUGUGGGUUACGUCUCAGGCUGGGGGGUGACGGAGGAGGACACCAUCUCCAACAGGCUCAAGUUCAUCCGCCUGCCUGUCGUUGAGCAAGAGAAGUGCAGAAGUUCCAUCGAAAGCCAGAGGGGGCGCCAGAGAGACAUCCCCACGCUUACUGAAAACAUGUUCUGUGCUGGAUUGCCCGAAGGUGGAAAGGACACAUGCCAGGGGGACAGUGGAGGGGCGUUCACCCUGCAGAAAGGGGGAUCAGGGGGCGCAUUUUACGCCGCUGGUAUAGUUUCGUGGGGGAUUAAGUGUGGGGAGAAGGGGACUUAUGGAGUAUACACUAAAGUGGGCAACUAUCUGAGCUGGAUCAAAGAGACAAUGGAGAAGAACUAGACAAGACAGAAGAAGCUAGAGGGGGCAAAGAGAGAGAGGAGAAGGAAGGACAGAGAAAGGGGAGAAAUGAGGUGCACAGUGUUCUGACUUAAAGACACAAACAGCAAUAAAACUGGAAAUCUGAGCUUC
Molecule: messenger RNA, 2625 nt
Organism: Lepisosteus oculatus (spotted gar)
Lineage: Eukaryota; Metazoa; Chordata; Actinopteri; Semionotiformes; Lepisosteidae
Product: complement C1r subcomponent-like
Biological process (GO): complement activation; zymogen activation
Cellular component (GO): blood microparticle; extracellular region
Molecular function (GO): serine-type endopeptidase activity; calcium ion binding
Source: RefSeq, a predicted model, not a curated record